Molecule: messenger RNA, 12927 nt
Organism: Colletes gigas
Lineage: Eukaryota; Metazoa; Arthropoda; Insecta; Hymenoptera; Colletidae
Exons: 8
Coding region: 745-9279 (2844 amino acids)
Source: RefSeq, a predicted model, not a curated record
GCCGUCCGAUGUUCGUGCGUCCCACCGAAACAAUUUACCGGUUCUCCACCACCGUGUCUACCCACUCUGCCAGCAGUACCACCCUUCCUAGAUCCUGUACUAUCCGCAGAAUGAUAGCGGUGCAGCAGGCGUUGGCGUUCAGUUGGUAGUGGCCCUCGUGCGUGUCCUGGCUGUGAAGACCACCCGGUGGGAACGAGAAAGAAGCAGGAUAAAACCCGGAUUCAGCCUGGAGAAGGAAAGAGGAACGGAGGCCGGUAGAGAUAAAGCGGAAGAAAGGGGGGCGAAGAAAAAUAGGCAACGGGAAGGGGAAGGGAAGGAGAGGAGAGGAAGACGGAAGCGAAAGGGAAAAGAUUGGAGAGACAAGAACGAGGAAGAAGCUGAGGGCAGAGUAAAGAAGAGAGGGAGGCUGGUCUCGUAGGAGGGCAUCGUCUAGAGAUCUUCCGGUAAUUCUGAAUCGAACAUCGAGGCUUGCGAAGGUCGCUGAUGUCCGCUACGAGCCCUGACCCUACCCCUGCCACCUCGCCGUCGCCCGAAUAUACCGGAGGAAGUGGAACACCCUCGACGCUGCCGACGCCCGGGAAGCUCGCGUCGCUAGCCGUCACCCUAGGCCUCGAUCCAAGAAGAAGGGACAAGUAUUCCUGGGACAUUUUGUACGAGUCCCGUCGACCACCACGCGUUCUCUCGCCCGGAACUUCAUCGUUACCACUGCUGCUGUACCACCGAUCAGCUCGACCACCCCUCUGAAUGUCUUCGCACAUCCAAAAGUCGUGCGUGGGGCUUGAAGCGACACUGAGUGACAGCAAAAAGAAGUACGGUGACAAGGUGAAUGCACUUCUGUCCGCCUGGGAGCAUGUCACCAAUCUCAUUCCUGGGGCAACGCCAGAGGCCACCCAAGCUCUCAUAGAAUGGGUUCACAACCACACGUUGAAAUUGGUACUGCGCGGGGAGUGGCCGAAGUUGUCACCCGCGACAAAGACGCACCUCAGCGUAACCUUACAGAGGUGCGCUUCUCACCUGGUGCAACACCCCGCUGCACCCAGGUGUACUGCACUGAUAGCUCUGGUGCACAAUCCAUGGGCUCGUCCCGCACUGGACAGCAUACUUAACGGCCAACCGGAUUCCGAACAUGAAGAGGAAUUCUGCUGUUCGGAGAAAGGUGAACUGUUAACAAUGAGGCUGGAAAUACUUUGCGAGGGCCGCUGCGAGGACAUAGCGGUGAACCUCGCCGCCGCCUGCGUUCGUUCUCUGCGGCGGAGCGAUCGGUUGCGCUCGCUCUCGGAUUCUCAACACGUUCAUUACAUGAUCGACGUCUAUAUUGUCCUCUUGUAUAAAUUGAAACGCAUGCAAGAUAUAUUCGCUCAAUUAAAAUUAAUGGACCUACGCGACGGAUUGGAGUUGGUCCAAAGACUCAGCGGCGAAAGACCAACGAAAUAUGGAGCUGCGCGUGUUUGGAAAAAUUCGAUAAAAGCUGCCGAAUUGGUUGCACAAUAUCUCGUUACCGCCGGCAUGGUUCGUCCCGUGCCGGACACCGGCGCGAAUAUUUUGGAACAAAUUCUCAGCUCGUGGGCGUUGUUGCACUCGAAAUUAAAGGACGUCGUCGCGCCACCGCUGUCGGGGAUCAUAAGGAAAUUGAUCGAACCCGCCGAGAGCGCCCAACAUAUUUACAUCUUCUGCGCGGUGCUUGCGAAACAUUUUGGCGACAGCAUAAAGCCUCUAGUGAUCGAGCUAUAUAUCAGAGCGUUGACGACGGACAUGAACGAGCUGGAGAGUCAAAAGGCAAAGUCCGACAAGGAUAAGGUUCGCGAGACAGCGAAACGCUUGAGCGCUCAAUUCCUGAAACUGGCCGUUGUGGUCGACAGCAACAUCGGUAUCGCGCGGGAAUGCGUUCUGACCGCGUUUUCGUUGCAUCCCACGAGGGUUUGCUACGACAGGAUCAAGGAGAUCGCCGUGGCGUGCGGGAAGACGAAGGAGGACGGUCUAACGUCGGAUGGGAACGUGGUGAACGACAAGGUUAAACAGACGUUCGAGAAUAAUCAUUCCAACGCGGGGUUACUAAAGAACGAUAACAGUACCGGGGAGAAGACCGAAGGGACGAUAGACGAGAACGCGGAAACGUCCUCGUGUUUGUACAGUUCCCCGUUGCUCGCAACGUCUUCGUUGCCCAGCCCGACCGCGGCCGUAACAACGUCGACGGGGACGAAGAAGGGCGUCGAUUUCCAGAACGGCCAAGUGAACAAUACCUUCGAGAGAACGGAUCAAUUGUUGAAAAGUCUUUUAACCGCUCCGAGAAAGGGCGAGUCACCGAUAACACCGGGCGACAGAUGUCCCCUGCAUCCGAAGAGAAAUCCGCUGUUCAACGAACCGCUCGGCGAGCUUUGUUUCAAUUGCGGCGAGUUCACUGGUAACGAUUUUUCCGGCAAGAAGUCUGUAGAGAAGACAUCACCGACACCCGUGAACGUGGAGAGGACGUUGGACGCGUUGAUUCUGAUCAAAGGCGACGCUGUCACGGGCUCGGCAAACUACGACGAGAAAUCGGUACCGAAUCAGGUCCUGGACGCGGAGAAACUCGGUCUGUCGCCGCAGCUGUGCGACGAUUUGUCCGUGGUUUUGAGCAGCCCUCGUUAUCACAUGCUCAGCUGGGUGCUGGAUUGGAAAGAGCUGAACAGUCUGUGCGAGAGAUACUUGGAGAACGCCGAGGAGAUGAGGAACACCAACAAAGAGCUGAAGUAUCUUAAUAUCGAUUAUUCGCAAUUCAAAGAUUGGCCCUCGGAGGACGACACCACCAAAGAUAUAUUUUUUGGCAUCGAGAAGGGGUACGAGCAAUGGGUCGAUAUGCCUUCGGAUAACUCCGAGCAGUUUGGUAGCUUUCAGCCCGCUGGAUCGUACAAGAGAUCCUCGACCAGGAGGAGCCUCGACGACACCACCACCACGGAUUCGGACAGCGGUAGCGUGCUUCGCGUUAGAAGAACUGGAAGGCAAAGAAAGAUCCACAGGCUAGUUUCGUCCGAGAGCGAUUACGAUAGCGCGGAACGGAAGUUGAAACACUUCAGGAAUACCGUCAGUUCGCUCUCCGACAGCGAUAGCAACACGCAAGACAGCCAAACGGAUAGCCUGGGCAGCGACGGUUGUCAUCUGGAAACGAAAAAUAAGUCGGGCAAAUCGUCCGGCAAGGAGACGAAUAAGAAACGCUCCAAGUCGACGAAAUUGACCGUCGAAUCGGUUUCGCAUUUCCACAUGCUCGUGAACGAUAACGUUCGACGCACGAAUCCAAACGAAGACGCGAGCGGUUCCGAUGUGAGCAGCAACGAUAUCAUAACGCUGUUCUCCGCGGAUAUGGACGAGAAUAAACGAGAAACGAUAAAAGGCUCGGCGUACACGGCGGCCGCGCCGUUAAUAAUCACCGAGAGAAGAAGCGAUCCGGCAGUACUUAAGUCUCUACGAAUGUUCAGGCCACAGAACUCGAAGAAGCCCACGCGAAUUUCUCAAAUACUACAGAAAAACCUGCUGAACAAAAGCAAGGACAAUAAUAAUUUAGAAAAUAACACGAACAACGUGACCAAGUUCGCGCCGAUGCUCAGCACGCUGAAUUUGAAUCCGAAGAUCGUGCUGACCAGAACGGACGAGGUCGACAGGAAGCUGAUCCGUUCGAAGAAACAGCAACGAUUAAGCACCGGCGACAUCACCAGCGAGCUGAUGAACAUUCAGAAAAACAUGCCGUUCUCGCCGAACAAGAACGCGAUGUCCACGUAUCAGAAGCAAAAGGGGAACAGGGGAGCGAACACCGGGAAAUCGGACCUGGCGUCCACCAACAGAAGACGGGAUUUGAAUUCAAAGUCGAAUCUGGGUAAACGAAAAUUCGACAUUCUCGCGAAGGCAGUCAGAGAUUCGGACAUAUUGGCAAAAAAUGUGCCGGGAUUGAACUCGUUGGACAUGAUGGUGCCACCCAGAAUGCGACCCACCGUGAACGUGGUGCAGCUCUCCAGAAACAUUCCACAGAGCCCGAAUUCGGGCUCGGUUAACAGCGGCAAUACUCCACCAAGGCCGAACAGAACACCGAGCGUGGCUGGAAACAUUCAGUUACCCGGUACACCUUCCUCCGGUGGGCACGACAGUGGCGUGGGCAUGAGCCCGGCGGGUCAGACACCUCCUCCUAGGUCAUCGACGCUUCCUGACGUAGGCGAGGAGGCGAAUCAACCACCGGACGGCUCGCCGACUUCCUCGAUGACCACGAACGUCUCCAGUCAGCUAGAGCCAGAUUCGAGUCCCAGAACGAUGCCGAUACGUCGGAAUCAACAGAGUCAAUCACCGAAGAAAUCACCUUCUCCUUGUUCCGCAAUCACUACGACCACGACCACCACCACGACGAGCUCGGCGGUCGCCACGGCGGCGGCCAGCAUCGCGUCCGAGCAGCUUCAGAUCGUCUGCAAACCGGACGGUACUUAUCAGUUGGCAUCCGUGAACCCGAACGUCGUCUCCAAUCAGAGGAGCGUUCUUAAUUUGCAAAACAUGGACGACGGCGGGAACGUCGGUGGUUUCUCACGGCAGAAUCAACACACGGAUAACGCGAACGCAACCAGCAGAAACACGUACGAUAGAUUAACGUCUACGAAAACGGUCGCGCAGUCUGGACAGAACGCUGGCCUGCCCAAGUUCCAGCAGGCGUUCCGUAAAACUAUAUACACGCUAUCGACGGACGCGUCGAGCGGUGCCACGAGCGUGCCGGCCACAGAGACACUCGUCCAAGCUGCGUCUCCGCAGAAAACGACAAACCUCUCGAAGGCGGUGCAAACGUCCGUACCGAAUGCCCAACAAACGAAUCCAUCCUCUGGGAUCAACGUGCAGUCGAUCGCAAACAUUCCGACGAACGCGUUGCAACUGUCCACCGGCAGGCAGAUUCUGAACAUCGUGCAGAGCUCGGGGAACAACGCGAACGUGGCGACCAGUCCGAACGCCAAUCAGACGCUGACGCAGCUGGUGCAGAGCGUGCAGAACGCCUCGCCGGGUGUGAUAUACACGCACAAAAUUCCUGUCACGAUAUCUACCACCAAUCCGAGUCAGCUGAACAUUAUACCCACCAUAUCGCACGCAAAUUCGAUACCACCCGGCAGAACGCCGGUUGUUAAAUUGAACAUUAUCCGUGCUACCACUCCUUUGAGGCAGCAGAACAUCACCGGAGCCAUUCAGGCUGUUUUGACGACACCCAGGUUGCAGCAACAACAACAGCAACAACAGCAACAACCGCAACAACAACAACAACAACAACCACCAGCAGUUAGAACGGACAGUUUAAUCGGAACACCUAUCGAGGUACCCAACCAAGUCAGUUCGACGACUCUGGAACAACUGAGGGAGUUCGAAAGCGUGUUGGAGCAGGUGAAAGAGAGGAGUACUAUCCAACCGCAGUCUCAUCAAAUGAUAUCCACCGCCGCUACGACCACCGUACAGACGCAGACGACUACGCAACAAACUCAGGCUACCAAACAACAGCAGCAACAACAGCAGCAACAGGUUUCUGUCAGCGCGCUCGCGCAGCAGCUACUAAUGCCAACACAACAAGUCACCAACAACGAUUUCACGAGCAACGGCAAUACCGUGAACUUCCAGCAGGAUAUUUUCUCCCAGAAAGUUUCCCUGGCUUACGUGAAUCAAAGCGCUGCCGGGACCGGGGCUGCCAAGACUCCCAACACCGCGCCAGUCGUCGUGGUGACCAGUUACUGUCAACCGGCAGCCUCGCCGGCCUUGAGCGUCACAUCUCAGAGUUCUUCCAGCCCGUGCGUCACGCCAGCACCCGCGCCCAUACCAUCCGCCGGAAAGACGCCUCCCACGCCGCCCUCUUCGAAGACGGUGAAGAAAUCGGCGCCGAAAACGGUCAAGACCAGCGCGACGAACACGUCGAAGGCGUCGCCGAUACCCAAGCCGCAGCAGAAGCCGCAGGAGGACGAGCAAACCGCGCAGAGGAUCUACGCUAUAUUGGACGAGUACGCGGAGCAGCUGCGAAACUCUCCGGAUCUGAACAACAAACCAGCGCCGAGGAGACGAUCGAAUCCGCCGACGAAUCCUAGUCAGUCCUCGAAAAGGAAGAAGUCCAGCGCGAACAAGGCGAAACCGGUCGGCCAACAGAACUCGGAACUGAGUCCCAGCGCCGACGACCUCGGCAGAACUAUGGGCAGCGAGGAUUCGUCCAGCGGCGUCGUGCACGUGCAGGACAGUCCAGCUGCCGGUUUCCCGGCUCCGGAGGAACCCACCAGCAACGUCGGGAACGUGGCCGACGCGGGCGCCGAGGUUCGAAACCUGACCAACGAUUCGAACGACGGAGUCGAGUUGAACGUCAAGAGACGGAAUCUGAUCUUCGCCGAGCCCGGUUCCGGGCAACCCAGGGCGGUGAUCGUCCAGGAUGCGGUGCAAGCGACUUCCGUGAGCGUCAGCGAAGCCCUCGCCUCGGUGACAGGGAAAAUGGGAAGCACGGCUGUCCUGGUCCCUGGUACCAAUUACAUCUUGCCGAUGAACCUGGUGAAAGGCGGCCAGCAAUUCACGAUAGUGUCCAGUGGAUCGAAACUCCUCGCCACGGUGCCUGCGACGGUCCGAACCGCCGGGAACACCGGCGUUUCGAACACCCUCGUGCUCCAGUCGUUUCUGAAUCAAGCGGGAAAGAUCAUCUCGCAGCCGGCGCAAGUGAAACAGGUCAAGAUACCGACGUUGCAAACACUGUCGGGCAAUCAAACGUUGACCGCCACUCAGAACGUUCAGGCGACCUCGGUGGUGAUCCCACAGACUGGAAACACCGGUCAAUUCGCGGGGGACACGGUGACGGAGAAGAACAACAUCGUCGGUGACCUGACAAUGGCGAAAACCGACACGGUCACCGGUGGCGUAGCCGUCGAGCCCGCGACGAACGCGAUCGUCGUGAACAAGAGCAAUUCCACCAUCGGUUUGCUUCAACGAAACAUGAACGAAGCUGCGGAGAGUCAACAGAUAUGCGGCGUGAUCACGAGCAAUCCGAACUUGACUCUUCAAGGUACGAGACUGUUCAACUCUUCUAUCCACAAACUGUCGACGCCCGCUGGACUGAAACCCGACAACGUGGUGUGUCUGACGCCAUCGGCGGCGGCCACCAUCGCUCACACGCCCGAGAAGAAACCGUCGCAGGAGUCUCAAGUUCACAACGAGAAGCCUGUUUCCAUUCAAACCGGUGCCACGAUCGCGCUCGCGUUCGCCACUCAAUCGGACGUUUCUAUGCUGAACGAUACACAGCAACAACAGCAGCAAAAAGACACGAAGGAGGUGUCGACGGAAAUAAUCCCCGGCGCCAAGAUCAUCUCCCCGAAGACGGUGAAAAGAAAAAUCGACGAUGCUAUGGGUAUGUCGGUGAACAUUCCGAAAACCUUGAUAGCUUCCAAAUCUGUCGUUUGUUCGAGCAAUGCCAGGUCGUUGCAGAAUAACGCGGCUAUCGAUUCCAUGUCCACGAUAGUGACGAGCAAACAGCCAGGUAUAAUCGACAACGCGACGCAGUUUUUGGUGACCGGUGGUCCGAGCAGUUCCGAUAGUCAAGAGUCGCCUGUCCAGCAAUCCAGCGAGAGCAUCGACGUGUCCUGCAAGGUCGGGAACGGUUUGCUGUACGGAAACGCGAGGCUGCAAGAAGCUUGGGAGCCGGAAGGCAAAGUGUCGCCCGACACGCCUUGGCGAUACGUUCCUACGUCCAUGAAUUCUCUGAAUAUCGAGCCUCUGAACUCCAGAUACGCCGACAACUCCGAGAACGUGCAGAGCGUCUUGCAGAUCAUAAACAAGGGCCAGGGUAUCGAGAUGGCGGGCGGUCAGAUUUAUCAAACAAACGCGAAGAAGUAUUUCAUGAAUCACACUUUGGAGCCGUUCCAGCAAUAUUCGAAUAAAAGCAACUUGAUGAAGACACCGUUGACCCCCAGACUGGAACGAGAACUGUUGCAGCAGAAAUUGGAGAGAAAGGCGGCCGCGAUAGAACGCGAGAUGAGGCUACAGAAAAGUUUGUCCGAGGAGUGCGAGGAUCUGGGCGUGGACGAACCGAGCACCAGCGACCUGUUCCCCGAGGCGGAUCUGUUGUUCGACACGAAUCACUCGCCGUCGUUCGAUCACUCUUCCCAGGACGCGUCCUGCAGUCAGCCCCUAGGCAUGAAAUCGUACGGCGGUUCCUAUUUCCGGUCUCUGGAUUCGUCGAGCGGCAGCAGGGACGCCAGUCCCAUAGCGGACUUCAAGGUGAACGAGCGCAGAAAAAUCACGAGCCAACGUACAAGGUCCUCGAAGGAUUCGACCAAGAGGUCGAAGAGAGAAAAGGUGGAGGAACUGCACCUGGAGAAUCCGGCGAAGCAUUUGCGAUUAACCUUGGACAAUUCGAGCCAGGACGAGGCGUCGAACAGCAAUUCCGAUAUCUCGAGGCUCUCGCCGACGAACUUGGGAUCGUUGGAGAACGACUCGUUGAAGGACACCGGUCGAACGAAGAUCGCGUCGAGAAACGGCUCGAAGGAGGGCUCGCCGAGCAGCGUGUCCAGCAUUCCAUCCAACAUGAAACUAGACAUCGACCUGGACUCGGAAUCGCUACCGCCGACCAUCAACGUGAACAACGUGUCGGCCGCGAGCUCGGGCGACGAAAGUUUGACGCUGCUCAGCGGCAAUACCGCCGACGUUACCAUACCCUCGCCGCUGUCGCCGAUCGCCGGUCCCAUGCUCUCCACGCACAAAUAUACUUACACCAACAAGAAGCGGAUAGCGUCGAAGGUGACGAGAAUGGAUUACCUGUCGUGGGAGAGCCCGAUGUCCGAGAGGAUGAGAUCGAGCAGCGACGAGGAGGACUCGAGCAUUAGCGAAUCGAUCGGCAGCCAGCCGGAGGAGAACGCUCUGAGCAACGGCCUGGACGACGCCGUGCAGAGCCUGAAAUCUCUGUCGAGCGAGCGACGUUGCAGUUAUUUAAAAAAAAAAGAGAAAUUGCAGGUGAACACGAGGGUGGUGUUGAAUCGAGGCGAUCACAAGGCCGGUAGCCUCUCGAAACGCAUCAAGGCAAGCGAGUCGAUCCAAGACUCGGUGAUGGUGUCCAGCGACAAGGCCUCCGAGCCGUCGGACGACGAGGCGAGCAAUAUCGCGUUGGUCGAGCCCGACUGUCGCGCCAGACGAUCGAGCUUGCGCGGCCACGUUAAGAAGGGUUGCGCGUGCUGCAACGGCUCGCCGGAAAGACCGAAGAAGAAGUCGGUCAAGUCGGAUCACUCGAGGCUAAAGAAACGACUAUCCGCGAAACAGACCGGGAAGAAAAGGUAGUCUUAGCGUUCGAAGGCUCGACGGAGCAUCGCGUGUUGUUCUAUCGUAAUGGUACACGCGUCCCUGGGACGCGCGAUCCAAUCCGGUCCAGCGACGGAGGAGGAGAAGGAACUUUCGGACGAAGGAACGUAUCCUCGUGGCCUCUGCAUCGACGGACGAAGCUAGAAUCGAACCGGGCGGAAGCGGAUGACGCGUCGAAGGAACCCUGGGAAAUUGGCGCGUGAAGUUCGCUCGGGAUCGUAACGACGAUCCAUAGAAAUAACAAGCUUCUUGUACAUAUGUAUCGGCAAAUGCCGGAGCUGUUGGCGAGAGAAACUUUAAUGGCAUACCCGUGACUCGGUGUGCCUAUACCCUGCAUAGGCAAAAGAUUGUUAAUCGCGAAACAAAUUUUUUCCGUAAAAUAUAAAAUUGAACAUUGACGAUUCGUUUCGCUAGCGUGAGAGAGAUGAACGAACGAUUCAUUUGGCGAAUUCUCGACGAGAAUAGAUCAUCCUUUUACCACUAGAUGUUACUAUGAUACGUAGAUGUAAGGUGCAGAUUAUAAUGAAUGGCAGACUUAGAUUAAAUCGUUAAGAAUAUUAGAGACGCAAUCUAGUCAAGAGAUAAGGUUUCGUGACGAGAAUUAGGCAUACUAGAGAGAGAGAGAGAGAGAGAAAGAAAGGGCGAGAGAGUGUGAAUGAGAGACGAUAAAAAUAAAAUAGAAUGUAUAUCUGGUUGUUGAUAGACCCCUCGCAGAGCCUGAAUUUAUAAUUCUGUCUACUGUAUCUAUCAUAAACGAUACUAUUCCACGUUCUAACGGUGUGGUCAGACUGAGUAGACAAAAAUAGUCUAUAGAUCCGGUUCGGCAAAUUAACGUAGUAAGACACGCAUUGAACUUUUGCCUUUCCGCGUAACGCUUCUCGAUAACAUAGUACCCUAACUUUAUAAUAGGGACGAUCCUUGUAAAUUGUAGCGUCGUACCUUGAAUCGGAGGAGUCGGUGGUGAAUUAAACGGACGAUCAAUAGAAGCGAAAACAGGGCGAUGAAAUUAAAGGAUAUUGAGGUGGAAGGAGAACAUAGAGAAAACGAGGAGGUAUAUAUAAAUAUAUUAUUAAAAUCAACUUUUCUGUCGUACGGGCCGACCAUACCUUGUCACGGUGCAUGUAAAAAAAAAAGUACCCAAAAAACUGUACAUUACGUAGAUAAUUCAUUAAAAGUAUAAUAUUAUAUCGCUGCACUUUAGUACAAAAUCGCUUCACCUUGUUUCAGAAUGACAGGUUUAUAUCAUCUUUCGGUGUGCUGUCGUGACGCGUGAGAAUGCCUGCAAUUUACUAUAAAUUAUAAACAAACGAAACAAACAAAAAAAAAAAAAAUGAAGAAAAUGAAACACUUGUAAAGGUUGUGCGAUUAAGCUAUGGAAAAAAAAAAAAAAAAAACACACUUGAUGAACUUGCGUAAAAUUUCUUUCGCGCCUCGGUCGCGGAGUGAUCUGUUCGAAAUUUCUCGGCGUGUAAAUGGCUAGAGUUCGUUUAGUCGACGCGCGUGUUAUACUAUAUUUAUCUCCGACGCAGAAGCUAAGGGUUAAGAAUAUUGAAAAGUAAUGUUCCUGUGAAUUGUCUCCUUUCGUAAUAUGAACCAAAGUGACUCCGUUUAAAGGAAAAACAAACUACGCGAAAGAACGGAAAAAAAAAGAAAAAAAAAAAGAUGAAGGCAGGCGGAGAAGAGAGGGGGAAAAAAAGUAACGGUGAGAGAUGCGUUAAAUUGUACUGUCUUUCUUGUAAUCGGAUGUAAAUUGUAUUAGUUCAAUUGCUUCACUUUGAACGUAUUAAUGUAAGGUAGAUAUCUUCAUUUUCGUUUUUUCCACUCUGUCGACGACGAUUAGUAAAACUCUACCUCGUGCACAUGUCGAUCAUCUUUCUCGUAGUUCUCGUCAUGUUUGUCGGCAAUUUCUACAACGCGUAAUUAGUCAAAACGAUCGCCCCCCAAGCUGUUGCUCGAACGAUUCGCGAUAAUACAUUUUCAUCUGGAGCUGCUAACAGGGUGUAGCGCGGAGGCUGACAUAGACAAUCCGUAAUCGGUGUUACGAAAAUUCAAGCCUUAAAAAAUAGUAGCGGUUGCAUUGACGCUGACGCGUGUAUGUCCCCCCUUAUCGUUUCUCGUUUGCACCCAAUGAUCGACGCAAAAAAAAUGAAAUUUCUCCGUAGUCAUGAUCCCUUGAUCCUUUCGGUACGGGUGGCCGUACUCGAAAAUCUCUAGUUGCCCAUCCACACCGAAUUCGCUUAUUUUCACAGUUUCGUUUUCUCUUUUCCUUGUAAAUAACGUGUACGCGAGAAAAACAAAAAUAGAAAAAACUUCCUCGAGUCCCACUUUUCACAAAGUUUUUUUCAACGAACCGCCUCGAAUCCGUUUCGGAACCAGAACCGACGAGUUUUCAGCAGCACCGCGAAUCGACGAGAAAGAAACCGAGUUAUAGCUAUUGUCUAAAAUUAAGCUCUUAUCUUCCUGUACAUUUAAACUGUGGUAACGAGAGAAAACGGAACCGAAGAAAGGGAGGGGGGGGGGGAAAUAAAAAAAAAAGAAGAGAACAAAUGAAUCGGACGCUUCGCAUGUAAACUAAUUAUACGGACAAAGGGACAGACGGACGAAAACAGACAAGAGACGUUUAGAAGAAGAUGCAUCUGUGUGUAGAUGUAAAUUUUUGGAAAAGCGUCGCACCAAGAUAAUAAUACGUAUUUUUUGAUGGGGUGGACAAGAAAACGUUAUAUGUAGCUUAUACGUUAGAGCAAAGCAAAUGAGCGCGAGAGGCAGAGAGAGAGAGAGAGAGAGAGAGAGAGAGAGAGAGAGUGUGUGUGGGAGAGAAUGUUGACGAGUAUGUAUAUUCGGUUGUCGGUGAUAGCCUGGCCGUUUUUGCCACCUUUAGUCGUACCAACCGCAUUUAUAAUAGAGGGGUAACUGUAGUCUUCUUAAAAAAAAAAAAAAAAAACAACUCGUGUGUGGACUUAAUUAAGGAGAGAUGAAAACCGAUGAAAACCUAGAUGAAACGCUUAAGGACAAGCAAAGUUUUCCAUGGCCGAGAGCUUUUCAGGUACUUAAAAAAGAAAAAGGAAAAAAAAUGAAAGAAAAGGGAGAGUGGGAGUGAUGUAGACAGAGUCGGAGGAGGAGAAAAAAAAAAUGGCGAAGAGUUUACACUGGCCGUUAAAAUUAAGUGUUUUUGUAUCGUAUCGUAUCGUUUGUUAAAGACUACUGUUUUUUCUCACUCGAAAGGAUCCCUUAACUACCAGUAUUCGAGAGGACGAUGUUGCCGCUGCACCACUUCGAUAUCCGCGAAACGAGCAAAUGCGAGAACAUUGAUGUAGUCGUGAGAGAGGAUAAAAUUACGGGAAGAUAAAAAAGUAAACGUGAAACACGAGGGUAUAAAAAAAAAAAGAAAAAGAAAAUAAAAAAUGAUGCUCGAGAAUGGAAGAUGGGGAGAGAGAGAGAGAGAUAGAGAAAUACGAUUUGAACGAAACGGCCGUGCACUGCAAAACGUACAUUGAUUAAGGAUACGUAUUGUCGUUUAGCACAAAUCAGUUGAAGAUCGAGAGAUUAAAUAAACUUAGGAGAACGAUGAAGGAGGGGAAGCCGGAUAAACCGAGGACGGAGUUGUUAAUGAAAGAAAGAAAAUGGAAA